This is a messenger RNA of Branchiostoma belcheri (Belcher's lancelet), 3049 nucleotides long. RefSeq names its product phosphatidylinositol transfer protein beta isoform-like. The record is from RefSeq and is a predicted model, not a curated record. The transcript has 11 exons. The coding region runs from base 69 to 878 and encodes 269 amino acids. Gene Ontology annotation, biological process: phospholipid transport. Lineage: Eukaryota; Metazoa; Chordata; Leptocardii; Amphioxiformes; Branchiostomatidae. Gene Ontology annotation, cellular component: cytoplasm. Gene Ontology annotation, molecular function: phosphatidylcholine binding; phosphatidylcholine intramembrane carrier activity; phosphatidylinositol binding.
ACAUCCGGGGAUUGCGUGACCCACAUGACGUCAUACCCGGCGUCCCGCCCCAUGUGAGACUAGUCAAGAUGGUGCUGAUCAGGGAGUUCCGUGUUUAUCUACCGAUUACCGUUCCAGAGUACCAAGUCGGCCAGUUAUGGUCUGUGGCAGAGGCGAGCAAGAACGAGACGGGGGGAGGCGAGGGCGUGGAGGUUCUCAUCAAUGAGCCGUUUGAGAAUGAGGAGAUGGGGAAGGGACAGUACACUCACAAGAUCUACCAUCUCAAAAGUAAAGUUCCUAAGUGGAUAUCUAAGUUAGCACCCAAGGGAUCAUUAGAAAUGCACGAGAAGGCGUGGAAUGCUUAUCCCUACUGUAGGACCGUCAUCACAAAUCCGGACUAUAUGAAAGAAAAUUUCGAGCUGAGGAUCGAGACGUGGCACAAAAAGGAGUUGAACCUAGAAAAUCCCCACAAUCUGCCGCCCGAGGUGUGGAGAAAUGUGGAGAAAGUGGACAUUGACAUUGGGAACGACCCCGUGGACAGGAGAGACUACAACCCGAAGGAGGACCCCUCUGUCUACCACUCCUUCAAAACUGGCAGGGGGCCUCUCAAGGGGGACUGGAUAAAGAAGCUGGGGAAUGAGCCAGACCAGGCGCAGAUGUGUGCAUACAAGUUAGUAACUGUUGAAUUCAAGUGGUGGGGGCUUCAAACUGCAGUGGAAAAGUUCAUUCAGAAGUCUGAGCGCCGGAUUUUCACCAACUUCCACCGCCAGCUGUUCUGCUGGCUGGACGAGUGGCACGGCCUGACCAUGGAGGACAUCCGCCGGCUCGAGGACGAGACCAAACUGGAGUUGGACAAGCAAAGAAAAGAAGGAGAGGUGCGCGGUACCAGGGAGACGUAACCCCCUUACCUCCACCAGAACUACACGGCCGUGCCGCGUGCAACAGGCUAUCUCACAUAGCUACCCUCUAGAGUUGGUCAUACCGAUGAACGACCAUUUUAGUUAUCCUCCCAGCAGUGCUAACCUAGAUAUCACAAAGGGUUAGUCCUUGUAAAUAAAACAAAUGAUGUAGGUGCCCCAAUCUCUGUAACAAAAACUGUACUGUCGUAUGUUACAAUAGAUUUGCUGGUACUGUGAAUUUGUUUCUCUCUUCCCAUUGGUGUCCCCCUGUAGGAAAAUUGACAUGGCUCAUAUCAGAGUUUUUAACUUGGAGGAAAUGAACACAGCACAAAGAGAUAUUUGAGAAUUGUAGAAAAGACAAGGGACUUGAAAUGUUAUACUUGAUUAGGGUAUUUAGAGUUUCUCUGAUUUCUUCCUAUAACCAGUCCCUUGUCAUGUAAUGUGAAGCAAACUCAGAUGAAACUUGGAAAAAAAAACAGAUUAUUGUUGUAAAUUCUUCUUUUGUGUCCUCCUAUACUGGAUCAUUGACUGUAAUGCCAGUUUUGAUGUUUUAGGACUAAGACAACCCUUGACUAUGCUGUCUUGACAGGCAAUGUCCAUGAUUCUUUUCACAGUGGCCAUGUUUUUAAAUCAUGGACGUACUAUAACUUGUAAGUUGACAGGGACUGUUAAUUAAUAGCAGGGAUGAAUUAAACAGCUUAUUUGACUGAUAUAUAUUUUGUGAUUAAAAACUAGUAAGUCUUCUUUUAAUGUCUGAAACCAAGGAGGUUAAAAUAAGAGAUUUUUUAACCUCCUUGCUGAAACUUUCUACAGUUCACUGCAUGUUGUAGCCUGGGAUCAGUAUUCACCAAGGUUACUAUCUUACCAAGGCAAAGCUAAGAACAGAUGGGUACCAGGCUAUGCUUGUUGUAUGGCUUCCACGCAUGUAUAGCAUAAAAUUGCUCUCAAAUGUAAAUGUGAAGAAAUGGCAGUAUGUAUAAUCUUGAGCAAGACUCUGUAUUUCAGUUUAUGUGUGUUUAAAUUUACCAGCUAGGUCAAUCAUAUGGAUGACUACAAUACCUUUUUAUGUGAUGCUCACAUUAGAUAAUCCAGUGCUUUCUGUAAAAGAUCGUUAAUCUUUUAGUAAUCAAUUCUAAAGCCACAGAUUGGAACAGUGGGAUGGGGGUUUGAGUAGAUGUAAUUUAUUAAUUGUAAAACUCAGAGAUACACGAAAUACUAGUACUAGAUACAUGUAACUUUGUAUGCCCAACUGCAUCUAACUACAUGUACUUCCAUCUAAGGACCAUCUGAUGCAAGCAAAUUUAAAGGCUAAUGCAGAGUAACAGAGUGCCUCUGAAUGUGCCCCCAGUAUGCAUACUCUAGUUAGAUGGAAGGAAUCAACAGACAGUUGUUGUCAUCUUUGAAUAGGAGAAUUAUAAGUAUCUGCCUUGUUGCAGACAUAACAGUUUGGAGCGCACUCUAUUACACUGCAAUUGUCACAUACAGGAGCACAGAAAGAUCACUACAUCUACUGUUCCAUGUGUACGUAUCUUAAAGAUAGGUCUUACACUUUGCAAGUAGUGUACUCCUUAGAAAUAUGCUGCUUCCUCUAGGCCUAUUGAAAUUGUAUAGCAAAUAGGGGAUUAUCCAUGGGGCACUUUGGAUAACAGUACUGAUUCUCUGAUUUUUCCUUGGUUAGAAAUGGUCUUCUAUGAUUGUGCUUGUGAAGCUAGAUGUGUAGUUGAGCAGGCCUGUGAAUUGCUGUGUAUGCUUGUAGCAUUGAUGUUUCUGGAGGGGAUAACUUUUGUUUAGGAUCACUUUGGUCUUACCUGAUAACUAGAAAUGAUGUGCAUAUAGGCCUGUUAGUCUGCCUGUCUUUGUGCUUGGAUGCACUGUGAUCGUCCGCCAAGCGAAAUUCAACAUUCAAAGCAUUUAGCAAAAUGUCCUGGUGUGAAUUACUACACCCAUGUGGCACAAAUUUCUUUUAGAAAAAUUUUGGGUGCUACAUGUGACCUUUGAAAGUCUCUGAGCAUGCACAGUUCUGUGGCUAUGCAUUCAUGCAUAUCAUCUGUGAAUAGACACUGGUUUCUGUGUAUUUUGAGUGGUCCAAUUAUAGAGGCACUGGCCUUUACAGAAAUGUCUAUACUGACUAGUCUCAUAAUUCAAGAGUAAUAAAAGGUGUUUCAAUAUCA